UCCUCUUCUUUCUUCCUUUUCUCUUAUCCUGAUCCCUCUCUCCUGUUCGUUUUCGAAGAGCCCUGUCGCUGGGAUCCUCCGAUUGUGAGUCGGCUCAGUCAAACACGCCAACCGUCUACUCCCCGCCUCAAAGACAAAAGAAACCAUCGAGCGACUGAUCGCCAUCCCCAUUGGCAGCAACGAUCAUGCCCACGUCCGCAGUAGAUACCCCGGAGACGAAGGUUCCUUCCGAGAAGAAAUUGGGGAGGCCUGAUCCUCUGACGAUGCCCCCAUUGAGGGGCCCCAAACUCGGCUCCCCUUUUCCCUCCCCGACCAGCUCCAAACGUCUCCCGUCGAUGCAUCCCGCAAAUGAGAAUGACCAGAAACAAGGCGAAGAAACAGGGAAAGGCUGUGCAGAGCACGGCGGUGGUGGCGCGGGAGAGCUGGCGGAUGAUGCUCCCGGACCCAGCGCUGCCCCCCUGGGCGCGCGACGACCGAACGACGCGAUCGAAGCGCAGCAACAACCCGGGAACCAGAGAUCACAACCGUCGCAGCCAGGUUCGACCGCGUCCCCGCGCCGUCCGAGCGUGCAGUUCAGUCGUGACCCGUCCGAGAACGAUCCAGCGGCCGACGCGCUACAAUCGCGGCCCUCCUCGGCGGGGGAUGACGCCGACCCCGGGUCGAAAGGGAAGCAGUCCAUUUUUACGAAAUUAAAAGCUUUUGCCUCUCCCUCGUUCGGCCCUCAUUCCCGCUCCGCCAGCGGCGCGACGAUCAAUGAUUUCCGCUACCCCAACAACGACCUCGCCACGCCUGGCUCCGAGAGGGGGGAGUUCCGCUUCCCCAAUACCCUGGCGGAGGAAGACAGCGAUAUGGAUGCGGAUGCGGAGGAGAGUGCAGGAGAGCAACGUCAAUCUCGCCCGACGAAGAAGAGAUAUCCCCGUCGGCGACAGCAGCCGCCGCAGACCGACUCGGCGCCGCAGACCGAGCCCAAUACCCCGAGGGCCACCAGUCGACCGUCGUUCCACUUGCCCGCCUCAUUCGGCCCCUUCGAAGGUUAUCGCCCGUCCUUAUUUCCCCGCAGAGGGAGCACGGGGGGCUUCAACCAGCAACGCGAGGGGGUGUCCGAGGACGAGGGCCGUGAUCGCCUCAAUCGGGAUACCGCCUGGCGGCGCAGAAGCGCGUGGCUGGCCAACAGCCGCGGUCUGACCUAUGGCUCGCAGGCGAACCAGGAGGACCGGCGCCCCAGCAACCUGCGUCGUCUGACGGGCUUGGCCGGUCCGUCAGAGCAUGACGGUCUCGCGCCCCCCUGGAGGCGGCAUCGGGCCGAGCGAGGGUCCAGCCUCAGCGCUCAAAGAUGGCGACAGAUCAAAGCGGGGUUGAAGCUCAUCGGACAGCGGCGCAAGACGGACCACACCGUCGACCAUGCCAAGUCUGCAGAACUGCUGGCGGAGUUGACGUCCGGCGUGCCUGCUGCGUUGAUCCUGGCGAGCAUGUUCCAGCGGGACGAAAAUGGCAGCAAGCGCAUUCCCAUCCUCCUGGAGCAGCUGAAGGUUCGAGUCACGGACAGUCGGAUCGAUUCGCACUCCGGAGACCGCCACUUGGUCUUCCGGAUUGAACUCGAGUAUGGCAGUGGUAUGACGCGGAUGAAGUGGAUCAUCCACCGCACCCUGAAGGACUUCGCCAACCUCCACCUCAAGUACAAACUCCAUUUCGGGACGCAAAAGUACAUUCAAAUGCGACCCACUGAGGGGGGCCAGAACCUCCCGCACUUCCCUCGCAGUGCGUUUCCCUACCUGCGGGGCGUUCGAGGCCUGGAGAGCGACAUGGAAGAUGAGGAGGACGACGGUGGCUACGAGACCGCUGCGGAGGCGACCAGCGGGAACGAGAGACCCGGCAAGAGACACACGCAGCGACGGUCGUCAGCGAACGUCUCACGCCGGCAAUCCAGUGCCACGAACCCGGAUGGCGACGGGGUGGCCGCACCGUCCGACGUCCCCGAGGCCGGGCCGAUGCCCAAGAAGGAGACGUACCCGGAGAAGCAACGGAAAAAGCUGGAAAUGUAUCUGCAGAAGCUGAUUCACUUCCUGAUUUUCAAGCCCGACAGCAACCGUCUCUGCAAGUUCCUGGAACUCUCGGCCCUGGGGGUUCGUCUCGCGGCCGAGGGCAGCUAUCACGGCAAAGAGGGCUAUCUGAUCAUCCAGUCGUCCAAGGGGCUCGACUUCCGACGGGCUUUGACCCCCGCGUUGGUGAAGAAGCGACACAUGCCCAAGUGGUUCCUGGUCCGGCACAGCUACGUUGUCUGCGUCGACUCGCCCGAGGAGAUGAAUAUCUACGACGUGUUCUUGGUCGACCCCUAUUUCAUGCUGCAGGCCCAGAAGAUCAGCCUGCGAAACCAGAAGGCGAGGGAGCUGGCCAAGUCGGCCAAAGAUUCCGCCCGGCACCCGCAGCACCACACCCUCCGACUCGAGAACUCCGAGAGAAAACUCCGGCUCCUGGCCCGGAACGAGCGCCAGCUCCAUCAGUUCGAGGACUCCAUCCGAUUUAUGGUCCAGAACACCCCGUGGGCGAAACCGAACCGCUUCGACAGCUACGCCCCGGUGCGGCACAAGUGCUUUGCCCAGUGGCUGGUCGAUGCCCGGGACCACAUGUGGAUGGUGUCGCGCGCGAUCAACCAGGCGAAGGAUGUCAUCUACAUCCACGACUGGUGGCUCAGUCCGGAGCUCUACCUACGACGACCGGCGGCGAUCAGUCAGAAAUGGAGAUUGGACCGCCUCCUCCAACGCAAGGCCCGCGAGGGCGUCAAGAUCUUCGUCAUCAUGUACCGGAAUAUCAACUCGGCCAUCCCGAUCGAUUCCGAGUAUUCGAAAUUUUCCCUCCUCGAUCUGCACCCGAAUGUCUUCGUGCAACGGUCCCCGAAUCAGUUCCGGCAGAAUACGUUCUUCUGGGCGCACCACGAAAAGCUGUGCAUCAUCGACCACACCUUGGCCUUCGUGGGCGGCAUCGAUCUGUGUUUUGGUCGGUGGGACACCCCCCAGCAUCCUCUUACGGACGACAAGCCGACCGGUUUUGAGACGCCGGACGGGCCCAAGGACGCAGACCACUGCCAGCUUUGGCCGGGCAAGGACUAUUCCAACCCGCGAAUCCAGGACUUCUACGACCUGGACAAGCCGUAUGAAGAGAUGUACGAUCGCAAUGUGAUCCCCCGAAUGCCGUGGCACGACAUCUCCAUGCAUGUGGUCGGCCAACCGGCCCGCGAUCUCACUCGCCAUUUUGUCCAGCGGUGGAACUACAUCCUCCGGCAACGGAAGCCGACCCGCCCGACGCCGUUUCUGCUGCCGCCGCCUGAUUUCGACGCAGCCGACCUGGAAGCCCUCGGCCUUGACGGGACCUGCGAGGUCCAGAUCUUGCGGUCCAGCAGCAUGUGGUCGACGGGGACGCCGGAGAUUACGGAGCACAGCAUCAUGAAUGCCUACGUCAAGAUGAUCGAGGAGUCCGAUCACUUCGUUUACAUCGAAAACCAGUUCUUUGUCAGCACCUGUGAGAUCGACGGCCGGAAGAUCGAGAACUCCAUCGGCGACGCGCUGGUGGAGCGGAUCACGCGGGCCGCCAAAAACAAGGAGGCCUGGCGUGCGGUCAUCGUCAUUCCGUUGAUGCCCGGGUUCCAGAAUACCGUGGACAGCGAGGGCGGGACUAGCGUCCGGCUGAUCAUGAUGUGCCAGUACCGCAGCAUCUGCCGCGGGGAAACGUCGAUCUUCGGCCGCCUCCGGGCCCUGGGCAUCGAACCGGAAGAUUACAUCCAGUUCUUCAGUCUGCGGACCUGGGGCAAGAUCGGGCCGCAGAAACAACUGGUCACCGAGCAGCUCUACAUCCACGCCAAAUGCAUGGUCGUCGACGACCGCGCGGCGAUCAUCGGGUCGGCCAACAUCAACGAGCGGUCCAUGCUGGGGUCCCGCGACUCCGAGGUCGCGUCCGUGGUCCGGGAUACGGACAUGAUCUGGUCUACCAUGAACGGCCGUCCUUACCUGGUUGGGCGGUUCCCCCACACCCUUCGUAUGCGUCUGAUGCGGGAGCAUCUGGGCAUCGACGUUGACGAGCUUCUGGAGCAUUCGAUGGCGACGGAGGAGGAGCUACGCAAGAUCGACAUUGCCGAAGAGGGCCCCGACCCGCCGGGAGAACCCGAGAAGCCCGACACCGAGUCUCUGAUGAUGGAAAAGCAAGACGAGCGGGACAUGAUCGAGCGUCGCCACCGCAUCCAGGACGAAUUCCUCUCGCGGUCCGAGGAUAUGCACAGUUUCAACCACGAUGUCGACUGGGAGCAGGGCAACAACCCCAAUCUGAAAUCGAACCGGAAGCUGACGACCGAUACGCGAGUGACGGCGAAUGCGGGCCACAAGAAAGAUGUCGAUGGGUUUGGCCCGGACCAGCUAAACGCAGCCCAGCAAGCCGGGCAGGGAGAUGGCCGGGACUCCCAGGUCUUGAACGCGCAGACCGAGGUGUUGGUCUCCCCCAUCGCACCCGAGGGUCGGGGCACCGUUCAACAACCCAAGCUCUCGCCGCCGAAGAAGAGCUCCCCGCACAGCGGGUCCGGCCCCAAAGAGACGGGGUCCGCACCCCCGGCCCUUCAGACCCAGGAUCUCGAGUCCGCCCCCGUGGUGGAGGGAAUGCCGGGGGCGCGCCACCCCGCAUUAUCACCGGGUCCCGAGACCGAGGGCGGCGGCACUGGUGGUGCGAUCCCACCGAAAGAUGCGGCCGAUCCAGCGCGAUUCCCGCACCCGCCCGGCUCGGACCUCAAGCACGUCUUUAUCGACAAGGACUGCAUGCGCGAUCCCGUGAACGACAUCUUCUACCUGGACACCUGGCAUGCGGUGGCCGAAAAGAACACGAAGAUCUACCGGUCGGUCUUCCGCUGCAUGCCCGAUAGCGAGGUGAAAUCGUGGAAAGAGUACAAAGAGUACGCGGCCUAUGCGGACAAAUUCGCGGACCGACAGAGCCAAAACAGCGGCAAGGCCUUCCAGCCCCAUCAGCAGAGACGGACUGGUCCGCCCGGCACGGGAGCGAGCGUGGGGAUCUCUGGGAUCCCGGGCCUCCCGAACAUCCAGCUGCCGAUUCCCAACCAGCGCGCCGACGGAACCACCUCCACCGAGAAGGUCCCGCAGCUCCCGGCGGAGAAGACGGACCAGCGGGCGGCGGAGCCUGCCCAGAACACGGGGCCGGACUUGACAAAGAACGAGAUCCCCCAAUCCGCGGGCGAGAAGACGACGGUGCGCGCCGGAGACCAGCUCGCCUCGGGCGCGGUCCCGAACGCACGGCACGAGGAGGGCUGGUCCUCCGGGGACGACGCGGAGAAGCGGAACUCGGACCUGCCUGCGGUCGAUUACUCGGACGCGUUGAACCGGAAUGCGACCCAGUCCCGGCGGCGACGGCGCCGGGCCACGACGCUGGGAUCGAAGCGCGAUUUCCACUCCGUGGACGAGUUGAUCGACCAGCAGCGGGCGGAGGAGCUUCUGGAACAGACCCAGGGGCAUCUGAUAUUGUGGCCUUAUGAUUGGUGGGUCUUACCUUUUUUAUUUUGAGAGCUACGGUUGGAUCAUGCUAACGAGAACCUAGGCUGGAGAAAGAGGAACAAGGCGGCAACUGGCUGUACACGCUGGAUCAGAUCUCGCCCUUGGAAAUCUAGUAAGUUGAUUCCUCUGGUCUUCAAUGACAUUGAUGCUAAUCUGGGCAGUAAUUGAUCUCCUUUCUCUUUCCUCUGAUUCCUUCUGAUGCUGGAAAAGGGACUGGGUGAAUGCUCCCAAGUGGAUCAUUGGCGUUGUGUUCCGGGAAUUCUUGGACAACCAGGCUACCGAGUGGGGGGAGCAAUUGUAAAUAUAGGUAGAAUCAUAGAAAUAAUCCGGACUGGACCAGGACUGGACCCGGACUUGGACCCAGGGAUCGACGAUGACGUUGAGAUCACAGCAGAGACAGUAAGAGAAAGAAAAAAAAAAAAAAACCUGGACAGACUUGCCUAGUGCGUCUCACCGCCCGCAGCGAAACCCCC
Aspergillus candidus is the source of this 6016-nucleotide messenger RNA. It is a transcript of the gene pld3, whose product is annotated as phospholipase D. Gene Ontology annotation, biological process: cell motility. The record is from RefSeq and is a predicted model, not a curated record. Gene Ontology annotation, molecular function: catalytic activity; phosphatidylinositol binding. The transcript has a single exon. Lineage: Eukaryota; Fungi; Ascomycota; Eurotiomycetes; Eurotiales; Aspergillaceae. The coding region runs from base 186 to 5552 and encodes 1788 amino acids.